AUGUUCGAGUUUGAAGGUAUCCCUUCCCUGGCUGGGCUGGACAGGGCUAUUGGUGAGUCUACUCGGUUGUGCUACUUGAUCCAGGUCCGCUGACACGCUCGAUCGAUCUCCCUUUCUCCCUGUUGCGCUGCCAUCGACCGCGUGUGGACACGUUCGCGCUUCUCCGGCUGCUCGUCGCGUCGGACCACCUCCAUCUCGUCUGCCUUCGCCGCGCCGUUUGCAUACGAUGAUACACCCGACUUCAGCCGUGAUUGUCGUAUCCGAGAUUGGCGACAAGACUUUCCUCAUGUUAGUCCCCUUCCAAAAAAAAAACAGCUGAACCUCUUCCCAACGAAUGCACGUGACUGAUUCUAUUCUCUCGGCCCCUCUCUCGCGACUCGUGUCUACCCGCGUGCCACGCCAUGGUCGUUCAACUCGAGAUCGCGCACAACAGUGCCGCCAUCUUGUCGAUGCGACAUCCCCGAGUCACCAUCUUCGCCGGUGCGCUCGCCGCCCUCGCGGUCAUGUCGUUGCUCUCGUCCCUGUUGGGGCAAAUCGUGCCGACCUUGCUGCCGAAACGGUACACGACCAUUGCCGCUGCUCUGCUCUUCUUCGUCUUUGGCGCGAGGAUGAUGCAAGAGGGCUUGGAGAUGGAGGCUGGUGAUGCGGGACGACAAAAAAUGGAAGAGGAGAUGAAGGAGGUGCAGAAAGAGGUCGAGGAAGCCGAGGAGGAAGCCGCGAGUGGGAACGCAGGGCGGAAAGCGGCGUACCAGAUGGUCGACCUCGAAGAGACCAGAUCCGCCGCUUCGUCCCCCGCUGCUGGGCUUCCACGACCCGUAACGAGCUCGAAACGGCGGUCGAGCUUCAGCCUGCCGAGCAAGAAGGAUGCCGUGUCGACCUUGACCGAGGGCGUCAAGAACCUUUUCGGCCUCUUCUUCUCCCCCAUCUUUGUGCAAGCCUUCAUCCUCACCUUCCUUGCUGAAUGGGGUGAUCGAAGUCAGAUUACGACCAUCGCACUGGCUGCUGCUCAUGUGAGUUUUAAUCCCCCGCAUCAGAAGGGUGUCCCUGGAUUCCUAAUCUCACUUCGUCUUCAGAACGUCUGGCUCGUCACUUUCGGCACGACCCUUGGCCACUCGUUCUGUACCCUUCUCGCUGUUCUUGGAGGCCGAUGGAUCUCCCAACACAUUUCCAUCAAGCAUGGUACGUUCACUGGUGCUAACUCGGUUCUACGUCCUCGUAUACGACACUGAUCAAUCUCUUCUCGGUCAACUUUUGACAGUCACCCUCGGAGGCGCUACGCUCUUCCUCAUCUUUGGCUUGAUCUACUCUUACGAGGCUUACAAUUACGUCGACGAUGCCGUCGCUCCCCUGACCCCUUGA
Microbotryum saponariae is the source of this 1359-nucleotide messenger RNA. Lineage: Eukaryota; Fungi; Basidiomycota; Microbotryomycetes; Microbotryales; Microbotryaceae. The record is from the annotation of a GenBank genome assembly.